This is a messenger RNA of Lichtheimia ornata, 285 nucleotides long. RefSeq lists its product as uncharacterized. The transcript has 2 exons. Lineage: Eukaryota; Fungi; Mucoromycota; Mucoromycetes; Mucorales; Lichtheimiaceae. The record is from RefSeq and is a predicted model, not a curated record. The coding region runs from base 1 to 285 and encodes 94 amino acids.
AUGAGCACAGCCGCCACCGCUGCUACUACCACCAAUCCCAACACCGUUGUUGAGGAGAAGACGCCCGAGAUUGUGAGCUCUGCUGCCUCAUCCAUUACACAGAUCAAUACCCCUACCCAAGAGAUUGAAAAACCGAAAUGGGGCCAAGCUGAUGCAUACGAUGAUGCUGAUGGUGGCUAUGGUUGGUUCGUGGUCGUUGGAUGCUUGUUGGCACAAUUCACCUCCUUUGGUCCUGCAUUGAGUUGGUACGUUGAAUUGAUGCUUGAUAUGACAACGAUGUAUUGA